Molecule: messenger RNA, 805 nt
Organism: Trichoderma asperellum CBS 433.97
Lineage: Eukaryota; Fungi; Ascomycota; Sordariomycetes; Hypocreales; Hypocreaceae
Biological process (GO): phospholipid metabolic process; arachidonate secretion
Molecular function (GO): A2-type glycerophospholipase activity
Source: RefSeq, a predicted model, not a curated record
CGCAACUUUAUAAUCUAAGUGAUUUUUAUAAGACAGAAGCAACAUCAUUUCGCCAUGAAGCUGACAUCCGUCAUUGUUAGCCUUGUGCCUGUCGCUUUGGCAUUGCCAGCCUCUGAUGGCACCUUAGGACGACGACAAACCAGUCUCUCGACCAUCACAGAUCAGCUGCUAUUUAGUACAACGCUCCCUGACUUUAUUACUCACCGUAAUGCCAAAAACCCCCCUACACUUGACUGGUCAUCUGAUGGCUGCACCGACUCACCGGAUAAUCCGUUUGGGUUCCCCUUUGUCCCUGCUUGUAACCGACACGAUUUCGGGUACCAGAAUUAUCGACUCCAGAAUCGGUUCACGGAUAGCGGUAAGCUUAAAAUCGACAAUAACUUCAAAUCUGACCUCUACUACCAAUGUCAAUCAUCGAGUGUACAGUCAGUUUGUAAAGCUCUUGCGGAUGUUUAUUAUGCUGCAGUGAGAGCAUUUGGAGGUGGCGACGCCUCGCCCGGGAAGAGAGAAGAAUCACAAGAGGACCUGAUUAAAGAGUAUGAGGAAAAAUUGGACAUUUACAACCAGGCGGUCAAGGAUGCUCAAGCCAAGGGGUUGCUUCCAAUCUUAGACUAAUGCAGUACGAUAUUGAAAAAAAUAAAAAGAGUAAAAUUAUUGCGACCAAUGGUAUUGAAUGUAAUAUAUGUUGGACUUGGACAUACAGCGCCUUUAAAUGCCAACAUUCGAUGGUGGUAUUUGAUGAAGGUAGGAAGUGGAAACAAUCCUAACUUCACCAAGAUUGACGAUGGGCAAUUACUUACGCGUG